Molecule: messenger RNA, 2661 nt
Organism: Ostrinia nubilalis (European corn borer)
Lineage: Eukaryota; Metazoa; Arthropoda; Insecta; Lepidoptera; Crambidae
Product: PWWP domain-containing protein 2A-like
Exons: 3
Coding region: 1-1650 (549 amino acids)
Cellular component (GO): nucleus; chromocenter
Molecular function (GO): chromatin binding
Source: RefSeq, a predicted model, not a curated record
AUGGCGGCUGUCGUACCAUCAGCCGAUAUGACGAUUCAGAAGAAUUCUCAAAUUUUAGUUAAUGUGGAAGAAGCUUUGGCUGAUUUGCUCGUCGUGUCUUAUUGCAGUGAAAAUAAAAAGUUUCAAGGUGUUCUCCUAGAUUCCAACAAAGGUAAUCUGCCUUUUGGAGUCUAUAGUCUUCAUCCAGCAUUUACUAAAAAAGCAGCUGAUACCCAAAAUGAACAAGAUAAGCUCUAUUCUGCUAGCCAAAGAUUUUCGUAUCAAGAGCCUCAAUACGCUUCAGAAAAUGACCAGAAGUCUAAAAAAAUUGGACCCAAGGGCAAAGCACAACAAAGGCAAAAGAUGACGGUACGACUUCGACCGAGAAAGGUCUUGUGUUCCAAUUGCCAAGGGAUUUGCAACGAAAACAGUGAAAAUGUGGACGUGUCUAAAAAACGCAAAUUAGAUUCCGAUGACGAUGUGCAAGACUCUGAGUCAUCGCAUCACGGGAAAAAGUACCUCGUGGGCAGCAUGCUGAUUCCCAAGCUAUCACGAUUACACCCUAAGGAAAUAUCAAAUGCUAUCAAAGGUGGUUCCAAAAAUUCUAAUAAGACUAGUGAAAAGACUAAUAAACUUAAAAGUGAGAAACCUGCUGAUGAUGAAGGAGUGACGCAAGAACUUGCCUUUGUCAGUGUUCCUGAAGGUGACGAUUGCCUCAGGCCUGACUCAAAGGACGACAGUGAUGAGGCACCAUUUAGUUCCAUGUUCUCAAGUGCUCGCACCCUCAAAAUAUGUUUCGGGGAAGGCGAAGGCACUGUUGUGAAAAUACCACCACUAUCAGGAGAGUUCAAUGAAGAUUCCGGAGUUUCCUGUGAUAUGGCAAAACCUACUAAACCAAAUGCAAAAUCAUCAAAGAAAGCCAUGAAAAAGGCAAAGAAAUAUGCUAAAAAACAAAGCCCAACAGAAACAGAUCCCUGGAUGGAACAGUCUCCUAAGCAUGUAGGGGCGUUGUCUCCAAGAAAUGUUUCAAACCAACCCACAACAGAUCCGUUAGAAAAAAAACACAGAAUUAAACACAAGAAAAAGUACAAAGCCCAGAAAAAACGUGAUGAAAACACAAGUAAAUGUACAGAUAGUGAAUCUAUGGACUAUUUUAGUGAUAUAAAGGACCACUGUUUAAAUCAGAAACUGUCAAUUAGCUUGCGAAGACUCAGCGGUGACUCAUGUGAGAAUAAAAAUGAGAAAGAUGGCUUGGAGAGUGACUCUGAUGACUGUGAGAGUGAGGUAGUGCCAGAUUUUCCUGCCAAUGGGCCAGAGGGCAGUGGAGGGCGUAACAUACGGGUGUCUCCAGGGGACGUGGUUUGGGGCAAGGUGGUGGGUUUCCCCUGGUGGCCGGGCCGCGUCCUCAGUAUCUCUCCGACGUCACGAGCACACGUUGCGUGGUACGCUUCUACUACAUCGUCAAUGAUGCCAUGUGAUAGUUUGAGUCCAUUUUUAGAAGAUUUUAAGAUACGCUUUAAGAAGAAAAAGAGAGGUCCAUACAAAGAGGCUGUGAAACAAGCAACGCUAGAAGCAAAAAGAUGUGAAUCUCAUAUGAGUGAUCCGCUAGCCAGUCCUACGCACCCGAACCUCACUGCCAUGUCACCCCGUGCUAUAGAUGUGUUCUCGUAAUUUACUAAGGUAUUUGGUACGAAUUUAUUCAAAUUGAUGUGAUAUUAUAUGGACUUGGUUGUCUGCACAAAUAACGGCUGGAGCCAUGCCAAAGUGAACUAUGAGUUCUGUGUUAUAUAAAAAUUUAUGAUUUAUGUUAUAUUUUUUAUGUAUUGUAUAGUCAAAUGCACACUUGCAAUUUUGUUUCAGCCUAUUUGUAAACAUUUAUACAGGUACGUUCAUAGUCAAAAGUGAAGAUGGACAUUUGACUAUACACAUCAUACAUUAUUUUAGUUAUGUUAUAUUUUUUAUAAUCUUUUUUCUGACAAAUUAAAAUUAUGAUACUUGUGAUAAUAAGGCCACUAAAAUAGUGUUUGUAAAUAUAUAAGUUUUCUAAAGGCUAAAGAUAUACAUUUAUUUGAUUUGGUAUGGCCCCAGUAACAGGCCAAUAUGAAACCAUUAAAAUUUAUGAAAUAAUGUGACUUACAUUUACAGAAGAUUUAUUCCAAUAUUAUUAGAAUCAUAAUGGCCUGUAAAUUGUACUUUAGAUCUUAGGUAAACUAGGUGAUUAAGAAAUUAAUUAGGCCACUAAUUUUGAUUUGAAGAACCUGUAAUGUUUAAGGAUCAUAGACAAUUACUAUUGUGUGAUGAAGUAAGACUACUGCCAGACGAAACUCUUCCUUAUCAACUAUGACUUUCCAACUAUCCCACCAUGGAAUUCUGAGUACCAAGGGUUUUGUGACACUAAGAGCUAUCCAUCCAUGUAAUAAAAUGUAUACGCAGAUGUAAGGAGUUUCCUCAAAAGUUUAUCCCAAAAGGGAUUUGUACUUCAUCACAAUUUUUGUCUAUGGCUUGCAGUUAAAUCUGCAACACCUUAGCAUUGUAAAUUGGCAAUGAAGUUCUUUAUUGCGGUUCCAAACUUUAAAACAAUUACAAUUUUAUUUUUGAAUCUCUGCUACAUAAAAAUUAUGCAAUUCUAAAUGUGCGUAGACUUUUAUUUACUAAAUACUCCUUCGUUGUACAGUCAGGAGC